AUGAAUCAUAAAACAAAAGAGGCAACAGAAGAAAAAAGGAAUGUACUUGCAGAAGUUGCAAGAAUCGCAAGAGGUGAAAUAUAUGAAUUAAAAGAAGCCAAAGCUGAAAAUUUUGACAUGCUAGUUGUACCUGGUGGAUACGGGUUUGCAAAAAAUUUAUCUGAUUUAGCUAAAAAUAAAGACAUGGUGACAGUAAUGCCUGAAUUUGAAAGAUUAGUUUCAGAAUUUUUUGUUACAAAAAAGCCGAUAGGAGCAAUAUGCAUAUCUCCAGCCAUCAUUGUUUCAAUUUUAAGUAGCAAGAUAGGUAAAGAAGAAAGUAAGGUUAAGAUAACUAUAGAAGAUGACAGAGAACAGUUGAUAGAGAAGCUUGGUGGUGAAUACAUAAAGUGUGAUACAGGGUUAUCAAUAGAAGACGAAGAACAUAAUGUAUUUUUCUGUUCUGCUUAUAUGCGUAGUGACGAAAGUAUAUACUCUGUAUAUGAAGGGAUAAAGCAUAUGAUUGACAGCAUGGUGAAAAAGAUUAACAAAAAAACUAAACAGACAUUCCUCUAA
Parnassius apollo (apollo) is the source of this 552-nucleotide messenger RNA. Lineage: Eukaryota; Metazoa; Arthropoda; Insecta; Lepidoptera; Papilionidae. The record is from the annotation of a GenBank genome assembly.